Letharia columbiana is the source of this 459-nucleotide messenger RNA. RefSeq lists its product as uncharacterized. Lineage: Eukaryota; Fungi; Ascomycota; Lecanoromycetes; Lecanorales; Parmeliaceae. The record is from RefSeq and is a predicted model, not a curated record. The transcript has 2 exons. The coding region runs from base 1 to 459 and encodes 152 amino acids.
AUGGACUCCAAGCAUGUCACCAAAUUCGACUUUUCCAUCAUUUGCCCCGAAGACCUCAUCGAUUUUACUCCACUACACUGGUACCAAACCCUUCUUGACGACCCAACAUUCACCCCAAUCGGCAACCGAUCUCGCAGCGAGAACAACCCGGAAACUGAUCGUCGCACUUUCUUCUCCCAAACCCAAUGGACCGAUGCUACGAUCCGAGCAUCCCAAUGCUUCUACAGGGGCUUCAUACCUCCAGACAGGUGGAGCGAAGACCCUCGGCCUGUCGAAGCGCAGAAAGGCCCCGGGGAGUGCCGAAUGCUCUUUUCGCUCGGCGAAGGCGUAAGCGGCGGGCUUAAGUAUGUGAAAGAACUGCUCAGGCCACGAUUGACUACCUCAAUAUCGAUGCGCCGAUUAAAUGUUAUCUUGCAGAGAUUUUGCACACGGAGGUCUCAUGGCUACGUUGCUAGAUGA